Molecule: messenger RNA, 852 nt
Organism: Aureobasidium subglaciale EXF-2481
Lineage: Eukaryota; Fungi; Ascomycota; Dothideomycetes; Dothideales; Saccotheciaceae
Exons: 2
Coding region: 1-852 (283 amino acids)
Molecular function (GO): hydrolase activity, acting on carbon-nitrogen (but not peptide) bonds, in linear amides
Source: RefSeq, a predicted model, not a curated record
AUGGUCAAGGCAGCAAUUGGACAGAUAUGCUCGACAAACGACUUGACGCACAAUCUUGAGCAGUGCAAGAAGCUUGUAAAGAAGGCCGUCGCCGAGAACGCAAAGGUCCUCUUCCUCCCCGAGGCCGCCGACUACCUUGGUUCUUCGCCUGAUGAGUCCUACAACCUUUGCAAGUCCGUCAAGGACUCACCUUUCGUCCUGGGUCUGCAAGAGGAGGCAAAGAAGAACAGCCUGUGCAUCAAUGUUGGCAUUCACGAGCCUUCAGAGGCACCCAAGAAGAUCAAGAACACCCUGAUCUGGAUUGACGAGAAGGGCGAGAUCACACAACGCUACCAGAAACUACACAUGUUUGACAUGGAGUUGGAGGACGGUCCUCAGAUGAAGGAGAGCGAUACUGUCGAGCCCGGAAACGCUGUCUUGAAGCCUUUCGACUCGCCUGUCGGCAAGAUCGGCUCGGCCAUCUGUUUCGACCUGCGUUUCCCUGAGCUUGCUCUCUCAUUGAAGCGUCAAGGAUGCGACGUCCUCUGCUACCCCUCAGCUUUCGCCCCCGACACUGGAAAGUUCCACUGGCACGCACUGCUCCAGGCUCGUGCCAUCGAGUCACAGUCAUUCGUCGUGGCACCUGCUCAAGUCGGCCCUCACAACGAAAAGAGAUCAAGUUAUGGACACUCCCUCAUCGUCGAUCCUUGGGGCAGAAUUCUUGCAGAGUUGGGUAGCGAGGAAGACUUCAACAAGAAGGGCGACUCAUGGGAGCCUGAACUCGCCACUGCAGAGAUUGACCACGAUCAGUUGAAGACCAUCAGGGAGGGUGUACCUCUUCACAGAAGAACUGAUGUCUACGCCGAAGUAUAA